Messenger RNA from Gavialis gangeticus (Gharial), 3166 nucleotides. RefSeq names its product spermatogenesis associated 7 (gene SPATA7). The transcript has 12 exons. Gene Ontology annotation, biological process: protein localization to photoreceptor outer segment; microtubule cytoskeleton organization; photoreceptor cell maintenance. The record is from RefSeq and is a predicted model, not a curated record. NCBI's taxonomy places the organism in Eukaryota, Metazoa, Chordata, Crocodylia, Gavialidae. Gene Ontology annotation, cellular component: rod photoreceptor outer segment; ciliary basal body; axoneme. The coding region runs from base 473 to 1987 and encodes 504 amino acids.
AUUAGGGAUGAUCCUGUCUGGAGCAGGUGGCUGGAUUAGAGGACCUUGUAAGGUCCCUUCCAGCCCUACUUUCUUAUGAUCUUUCCAGGUGUUGAGUUCUAUAAUUCCCUGUAUUCUCCUCCUCUUUCCUAAAGAUGGACGUUAUAUUUUCUUUUUCCAGUCAUCCAGGACCUCAGUCAUAGAAGUAAUGAAAACUGGGGCCAGUUAAGAUACCAAUAAAGGAAAAAAGGAGAGGAGGCCUUCCACAGUAAACUAACUCUUCAUAUUCUGAGAAAAGAGAUGGCUAGUUCUUGGGUGUUAACUUGAGUAAGAGAAGUUACAUCCCUACUCUCAAGGGAGUGAAUACCCAACAACUGCGAUUCUGAGAUAUGGUCCAGCAAGCCCAUUUAAAGGACACUUAAGUACUAAGAGUAAUGCUUUUUGCAUUGAUUCCUCUCGGAGCCUGUGUAAGCAGUACCUGAUCAGGGAUCACAUGGUUGUUCAUUAUAACAAAAUCCUUUCAGCCAAAGCUGCCGUAGACUGUUCCGUGCCAAAAAGCAGGUUGGCUAGCAUCAAAUUUUCAGAUCAGCAACGAAGAGAGAAACUCAGGAAGGAAAUAGCCAGGUACAAAAAGGAGAUGAGUUCAGCUAAAAACUCGUCACGGUCCAGCUCCAGAGGGAGUGGAAAGCCACUGUCAUCUACUUUUGAACAGGUUUCCUGUGAAACAGAAGACAAUGAGCAGCUAUCUCCCCGCACACAAAAUUCACAGAAGUAUUUAUCUAGGUCAUUGUCAUUUUCAGACAGGCAAGGCCUGGAUGUCCCCAGUCCCACAAAAUGCGACAGGAAAGAUGCUCGGAAAACAUCUAAUGCCUCUGCGUCUAAGUCAAGUGUCAGUGAUUCAAGUCCAAUGAGAAAACACACUGAAGUUUCAUAUAGUUUCUCUGCUGAUAGUGUUAUGAGCAUUGGUCAUUCACACAAACAGCAGGAGGCUGAAUGCAAACUCUAUAGUGGUGAUCUCCUAGAUAAACAUUCAGAUCUCUUUACUGACAACCACCAACCAUUCACACCGCGCACCUUAAAAUCAGAAGCAAAAUCUUUCUUGUCAGAGUACAGGUACUACACUCCUGCUAAAAGAAAAAGGAAGAACAUUCGCAAGCAGCAGGUGGAAGCAGAAACACAGACUGAUGUAAGCAGUUUUCAAUCUGAGUCCAAAGCAUCUGAGAGAAAAGUUACUGACUUCCAAAAGAUCAUAACACAGGCUGAAGAUGUGAAGUCUGCAACAGAUGAGACUGAGGGAAGAAUGGAUGCGUUUCAGUAUUCUUUAUCAAGGGAGACAUCCUCAUAUUCUGAGCAGUCUUCAGCAAGGAUUAAAAUCCAGGCUGAAGAGGAAGAACUUCUGUAUUUGACUUUCAUUGAAGAAGUAACAGAUGAAAUUCUUAAGCUUGGAUUAUUUUCCAACAGAGUAUUGGAACGAUUGUUUGAGUGUCACAUAGAAGAAAAUAGGCACCGUUUGGAUGAGAACAAAAUGCGCCACCUACUGGAUGUCCUCAAAGUGGACCUAGGCUGUAGCACAGAGGAGAAAUCUGAGAAAGUCAAUGGGAAUAUGGAGGCAUUUGAUCUGGAAAAGUUUGAAACCAUGGAUCAGCUUCAAAUUACCAGCAAAAAUCAAGGGCAAAAUAAGAUUACAAAGAGCAGUGAGUUCCUGCAAGCCAUGGAUUUAUUAUCAAAGGAUCCAAACAGAUUAAAGCCCCAGUCAUAUUGUGAAACUCCAGAGGAGAUAUGUGGCCAGAAUGGCUUUUCAAAAGAUCUUACUGAAGUAGUGAGCACUGGAACAGAUCCUUACUCUUCAGUGAAAUCUGAAUCUGUCCCAGAUAUUUCACACUCUUUGGAGCCAACAUUAAACUCAACCACUUGUGAGAGUGACUUUGAAACCAAUAAGGGACUUGAUGAUCUUGAAGAAAGCUUUGCAGAGGCCCUUCAAAUCUCAAAUGACUAUGUAGAAGAAUAGACCAGAAUUAACUGCAAAACAGUAAUGCAGACAGUACUGUGGAGAGCCAAUGUUUGUCAAAUAAAUACUAGUGAAUCAUUAAUUUUUAUCUUCAACUUUCCUAUUCAAAUGCUGCUAUUAGCCUCACAAGAGGGGUACAAGCAUUAUCAAUCAGGCAUUAACUGAUCUAGGUACUAACAUAAGCUGUAAUGGUUUAAAAGUUAUUGCUCAAAAAGAAUGUUUUUAUAAUUUAAGCUAAGAGUACAAUUUUGGAACUAGCUGCUGACACUGCUAAAAUUAGAGUAUAUAUAUUUUUAGGUUUAUUGAAGAUGUAAUAAUUUAUAUUAUUUAUUGUUUAUUUAUAAUAAACGAAUGCAGUACCUGCACCAUUGUAAACACAUUUCUGGUAUAACAUGCCAUCAAGAGCUGAGAUCAUCAUAUUUUCAGGAGUUGUUGGGAAGUCUAUAUCACUUUCCAAGAACAAUUUAAUGCAGACAAGCAUAAAAAAACCCCACAGUGCAUAAACCUGUAGGAAGCUUGCAAAGUGAGCACAGACCAUUUCAUCAACCGUGGGGUGGAGGGGAGGAGGUAUCUGCACUUAGAACUCCCUGCCCAUUUUUCAAAGUUGUCUUCCUAAGUUCCUACAGGAGAUGAGCCUUGCAAAUCCAGUUGUCCUCUUAACAAUACUGUGAGAAUUAAUGAGCAUUCUGUUAGUAAUACAUUUUCUGCAUAAAAGAUGCCUAUUCAUCUUGAAGUAAAACCUGAAUCAAAGAACAAUCUAUGUAUAUGCAAUCACAACAGCAGACACUCAAGCAUAGCCUUUGGAUGGCAGCCAGCAGGUAGUGGGUAAUCUGUUCUUUUCACAGCCUUCUUCCCUCUCUGUACCCAGUCCUCUUUCCCCUUUGUCUACCUGGCAAAAAGAAGUAGGCCUGCUCUAGUAAUAGCAGCCCUGUUUUCACUUAACUUUCUGCCAUCUUGCUUGAUUAGGAAAGGACAUUUUUUGCUAAUGGCUCUGCUGUGCUGGGCUGGCUGAUGUGCUCUUUAUAUGCUAGAUGUUCAUGACUCAACUACUAUUUUUGGAGUAUGACUACAGCAACUGGUUUUCAAAUUGUGCAGCACUACAUUGUAUAAUUCCAUUUCUUACACCAAAGGUGGCCUUGACCUAAUAGUCUUUUUAAAAAAAUAAAAUAAUGAGAGUUG